AUGAUGAGCGCGGCCUCUUUCGCGAGCCCCAUCGGCGGUCGCCCGCCGCAGUACCGCACUCCGUCCCCUCCGCUACGCGCCGUUGAACCUAUCACUCCAUCCACAACCACCGAAUCUCAUUCCUUCUUGACCGGCCGCAGUGGCCCUCGAGCCGCAAGCCUUGAUUUCGAACAGCGUGCAUCAAAUCACAACCGAACUGCCACUGAAAACAAUUCACAACCUCGGACAGGGCACGGCCGAUCAAACUCGACCAUCGACACGCUUGCGACGAUCGCUCUCGCAACGAGUCCCACCUUUGCACCACUCCCUCAAAAUCCGCCCUCCCCCAGCUUCCGAUCAGCCGUGCCACUAUUUCCUCAUGAAUCUGCCGACUCCGAACGGCCGGCCAAGCGUGCACGGUCGGCAAGAAAUCCUUCGCCCCAUCGCCCUCGACCAGGAAUGCCUUCGGAAAACCCACAUCCCAUAUUUGACAGUAUGACAACGGAUGCGGAGCUUCUCCUCAACCUUGCGCGGCCCACAAACUUUCACCCGAGUAACUCGACGAAGAGAGUCAGCAUUGACGAGUCCUACCACCACGGCGAUGCGAUUCGUCAAGCUCGAGUGGGGUUUGCUAGCGUUGGAUAUCCGGGACAAGGUGAUUUGAAAGGCGAUGAUACCGAAGAUCAUGUUCCCACAUCCCGUAUGCGUUCACGUUCAGACGGAUCAGCCUUCAUUUCCCGUCCUGUGAUCCGAGGUGUUCGACCAACUACCAGCGCAGGUACCCUCCCGCCUAUUGUCUGGGAAGAUGAAAAUGAAGGCAACAACUGGCAUCCUCCAGCUGAUGAAACUCAUGCUGGGCAUGUGGGGUUUAAACCCGCCGGUGUCCUUGAGCCUCAGACUUCAAAAUCAUUGGCUGUGCCGCCAAAAGUGGAAGAGGAAGGUGAAACUACACAAGCAAGCUGUGCUGCAUGUAAUAUGGUUCGUAUUCCAGUCGAAACGGAAGAACAAGAGGAAGACACAUGGAUCAGCUGUGAUGGAUGCAAACGAUGGUUCCAUAUUGUUUGCGCUGGCUUCAAGAGUGACCGGGAAGUUCGUACCGUUGAUAAAUUUAUUUGUCGACCGUGCCGCUCAAUUUAUGGCCAAACAACAUUCGUGCGCAAGUCCUCGCGGGCUCGCACGGCCAUUGACUAUGCGGGCCUCAACCAAGGCCUUGUCAAGGCGGCCAGCGACUCACUGGAGCACCACUACCUCGAGCCAAUUCGCCAAGGCAAGAUUCGCUUCCAGCCAGAAAAAUUCCCUCGCAUGAAGCCCGAGUUGGUUACUGCGGAAUAUUUUGAACGAGGAAACGGUUGGACGGAACCAAUCGUGAUUCCCGCUUGCUGGAACACCACCGAGCCUGUUUCCUCGGGAAUCCCGGACUUCGAAUCUUUGGUUGAAGAGGCUACAUCGCAAGAGAUGUUCGAUGAGCUACUCGACAAUCACCCAGAGCAGGAUACCCACGUUCAAGAAACAGCUGAUUGUGGCCAAGAUCUCCUGGAUAUGGUCAUCCCCAAAGGCCUCACUGUUCGUGCCGUCGCCGAACUCUACGGUCCCGAAGAGAGAGUUGAGGUCAUCGAUGUCAAGUCUCAACAAGGAGAGGACAAGAGGUGGAACAUGCAGAAAUGGGCCGAUUACUACGAAAGCACCGAGCUGGAAAAGCCUGUCAGGAAUGUUAUCAGUCUCGAGGUAUCCCAAAGCAAAUUGGGCAGACUCAUUAAGCGACCUAAGGUUGUGCGUGACCUAGAUCUGCAGGAUUCUGUAUGGCCAGAGGAACUGCAGGCCGUCGGGGACUACCCCAAGGUUCAGUUCUACUGUCUGAUGUCUGUUGCCGACUGCUACACUGACUUCCACAUCGACUUCGGUGGAUCUUCAGUCUACUAUCAUAUCUUGAAGGGCAAGAAGACUUUCUUCUUCAUUCCUCCUAAAGACAAACACCUCAAGAAAUAUGAAGAGUGGUGCAACUCUCCCGCCCAAGAUUCGAUCUUCCUUGGCAAUCAAACCAAGGAGUGCUACCGCGUGGAUCUGUCGGAAGGAGACACCAUGUUGAUUCCGUCAGGCUGGAUUCACGCAGUUUGGACUCCUGAAAAUAGCUUGGUCAUCGGUGGGAAUUUUUUGACCAGACUGAAUUACGGGAUGCAAAUUAAGAUUCUUGGUAUCGAAAAGGACACGAAAGUGCCCAGGAAAUUCCGAUACCCCUUUUUCCAAAAGAUCCAGUGGUAUACGGCUCUGAAGUACCUGGAAGAUGACCCUAUUCCACAACAUGUGGUGAACUCUUUUAUCCAAGAUGAGCACUAUCGGUUUCACCGCCAACAUCCAAUUUACUACGAAUUCGGAGAGCGUGCCAACCAGGAACCUCGUGGCUCUUCCCAUCACAAUGCCCGUUUCUAUUCGCAAGCCGAAUUGGAAGGUCUACCUGAGCUGACUCGGUAUCUGCUGCGGACUGCGCUCAUUGCAGGCGGCUAUACUGUCGAUGGAGGAGUCACCGUUGAUGCUCGCAAUGCGGUCCGACGUUCUAUUCCAAAGGUUGUCGGAGAUCCCGUGGAUGUUAUCAGACAUUUCGGAAUGUGGGUGGCAUGGAAGCGUGGUAACGAGAAAGCACCCCUCUGGACUAGGCCUGGUGUCAUUGAAAGCAAUCCCAAGGUCUUAGUUACGGAGAAGAAGCCGGCAGGUCGACCCAGCCGCCGAUCUGAUCGCAACAUGGACAAUCAACGCACCUAUGCUGAAAGACAAGCGGUCCAGUGGCCCUCGGAUGAGGUCUCCGUGGCUCCAAAUCCCGCAUCCAGCAGUGGUCUCUAUGUGCCAUCGGAUGGGCCGUCAGACGAGAGCUCAACACCGGCGCCGUUCAAUCAUGCUCCAGAUAUUACUAUGAAAGAGCUUGCUACUCCCAAAACCCGGGCGGUGCAACGAGGCUCUGGUCUUGGUCCAAAGCGUGUUGCUUGUGAUGCAUGUCGCAAGCGACGGAUUCGAUGCCGUCACAAGGAUGAGCCAGGCGAUAUGAUGCUUAAUGGACAAGUCACAGUCAAUACGUUUACACCUGGCUCUGGGGUGAGCACGCCAUCUUCUCUUGCUCAGGAUGCUGUCUCUGCAUUGAACUCUCUAGCAGCGAUUGCAUCCCAGACUGGAUUUCAGAGCAAUAAUCAUCUUGUUGACAUGGAUCGAUUCGAGAACUCUGCCAGAUUCCAAUCUGCGGUAAUGAGUAACUCCACGGCUGCUGCCAACCGGCUCAUGGAUUUGAGUCCUGAUGGAGCCGGUGGAAAGAAGGGCCGUAGCAAAGCAUGUGAUGAUUGUCGGAAGAGCAAGCGUCGUUGCAUUCAUGAUGAAUAUGGUCGCAUAGAUCCUAUCAAGGCCCAAGAGCGUUCCAAGCCUCGUGCGAAUGCUUCCGCAAAGCGAGCACGUCCUGCUGAAGAUGAUGGAGUACCUGCAUCAGCCAAGAAAACAAAGCAGGAGAGCACAUCCCCUAUGGCACGGCCAGCUGUCUUCUACAAUCAUCAUGAUGGAGAAUCCAUAAGGCAACCGGAGUUCACAGAUGCUUAUGAUGAGGAACCAGUCAACCACGCCAACCCCAGCAAUCCUCAAUUCAAGUCAGACGAUGUCUCUCAAGGUGAGGCUUUGUAUGCAUCACCGCCUGCUUUCCAGCCCGACUCUGGGGACACAAAGGACCUGAACUCCAUUUCGGUUUCGUCGUCCAAGCCAGCCACGUCAUUGGUCUCGCCGCCUACGUCGCUGGUCGAUGAAAUGGAUGUGAUUCAAGAGGGGGAUGCCGUUCAGUCCGUGGAAGGUGAGACGUCAACUGCGCUUCACACACCAAAUUCCAGCUCUCGGCAUUCCUCUCGCCAGCCUCGACACGUUGAUCGAUAUGCGCCUGACAAUACUGCCUCUCGGGUUUCCAAACCCGUCCGGCGAGCAACAUCUUCCACAAUUGGCGUACGCAAGACAACCCCUGCCCCUCCACAGUCGGCAAGAAAGCCUUCAUCGCGCCCUUCUUCCUCUCAUGCGAAGAAGAGCUCUCCAAUGUACGAAAAACAUUUCAAUCGCCACGCCCCCACCUCACUGUCCCCUCGUCAGCACAAGCAUAUCCAGCAUAUUACCGGAGAUGAAGACGCAGACGAGGAAAGUCUCCGUUUAAUCCGAGAGCUUCAGGAGCAGGAAUUUGGUCUGCGGAAACGAUCGACACGCGUUUGA
Molecule: messenger RNA, 4200 nt
Organism: Penicillium antarcticum
Lineage: Eukaryota; Fungi; Ascomycota; Eurotiomycetes; Eurotiales; Aspergillaceae
Gene: jhd1
Product: [Histone H3]-lysine-36 demethylase
Exons: 2
Coding region: 1-4200 (1399 amino acids)
Biological process (GO): protein demethylation; regulation of transcription by RNA polymerase II
Molecular function (GO): DNA-binding transcription factor activity, RNA polymerase II-specific; histone demethylase activity; transcription coregulator activity
Source: RefSeq, a predicted model, not a curated record